AUGCGCGACAUUGCCCGCGAAUUAUUUGGUAAUCUAGGCACUACUCCUUCGCCAAUGGCAAAUGACGCCACCGCGUUCGCUGUCGAUGCAGGAACUGCCCGCGGCCUCAAAGUUUCUCGCCGGUUAUGGAGCAGCGGUCGACUACCGGACAAGCGAUUUGAGCGUUUAGCAUUACGGGGACCAUGCGGGGUGAGGCUGCGUCGAUCUCAUGACGAUAACUCCCCCUGGCAAGAGCAGACAGAAGAACCCGUUCGCAGUCCGCUAAUAGGACACGCGACGCCGCGAAUCGGAAAAUCCGAAAUCCGUCAACGAAAGUUCGCAUCGUUCGGGCGUCGCGAAGUCAGCGUUUCGCGA
Messenger RNA from Iphiclides podalirius (scarce swallowtail), 354 nucleotides. Lineage: Eukaryota; Metazoa; Arthropoda; Insecta; Lepidoptera; Papilionidae. The record is from the annotation of a GenBank genome assembly.